CUUCAAUAUGAGCUUUUGUUGAUCCGACCGUCGGAUUUUGGAUCAACAACGUACGCUAAAGUCUUUAACGAGAUCGAUUAUCUUUUCCUUCUUUUCCUUUGCUAUCUAUUUUUUUCUCAAUUGCCUCGUCCAGCUAUCAUUGUCCUAAUAUACACUUAUGCCCAACAGAAGUGACGACAAAAACAGCAACAGAAACGAGAGUAAUUCGGAUGUUAUUUCUGUCGAGAUGAAUAAGCAACAAUCAACAAGUCAAUCAAACGGUGGUGGAGACGACAACGCCGUUCUUGAUAGCAAUCCAAAGGCCCCAAGUCAUUUAUCUGAUACAUCGACUUUGGAUCGUGAAACCAUUGUCAGUAAAAACAAAGACACCAACACGGAUCAAGUUACUGCAUACGAAAAACGACGCUCAAAUUGGCUCAAAUAUCAUCUUUUGGGCGAUAUAUAUGCUGAUGAUGAUCCGAGCGAUAUGUCGGAACGAAGGCAAAACAUUAUCAUUCUCGUAGUCGCUUUAGGCGGUGUAGCUGGACCUCUUGGAAGUAUGAUGUUUAUGCCGGGCUUACUUGCUGUUGCGAAUGAUUUGAAUACGAGUACAUCGGCUGUCAAUGGAUCGGUGUCCGCAUAUGUUGUCUUCAUGGGCGUGGCGCCACUAAUAUGGGCCAGCAUCAGUGAUCAGUAUGGAAGGAAACGCAUGUAUCUCUUCAGUAAUCUUCUAAGUCUAGUAACAUCUAUAAUUUGCGCUGUUUCGUCCAAUAUCGGAAUGCUUAUUGUGUUUCGAGGGCUUCAGUCAUGCGGCGCCAACGCGGGUCUUACUUUAGGUGCUGGCGUUAUUGCUGAUACUAUCCCGAUAUCUAUCAGAGGCAAGGCUUAUGGAUGGUUCUAUAUAGGACCUUUAAUUGGACCUGUACUGGGGCCAACUAUUGGAGGAUUCUUGUGCCAAUACCUUGGAUGGCGAUCCACAUUUUAUUUUCAAGCAAUUCUCAGUGGCCUCCUACUCAUUAUGACAACUGCGUUUCUUCCCGAAACGCUUCGAAAAGCUAAACCCGAGGAAAAUCUAUCUAGCGAGAAAACAUCUUCCCAUCCAGGGGUGUUACAAAAGCUAGUGCGAGACUUUAAACCAAUGUUUCUCAUGCUAAGAGACUGGUCCAUUAUUAGUAUAACGGUGUAUCACACUGUUAUUUUUGCAUGCUUGUAUUUUCUGAACCCUACCAUCACCAGUACGUUUCAUGCGUUGUAUGGGUAUAACGAGUGGCAAGUUGGUCUGUGCUACCUUUCGCUUGGUUUUGGUUUGAUGAUCGGCUCGGUCAUUAGUGGACGGCAUUCUGAUUCAGCAUUAAACAACACUAAAAAGACGAAAAGACACACACGGCAAGUACCAGAAAUGCGAUUGAUGGCGUCCGUGCCUGCCUUUUUCUUCAUUCCAGCCGGUUACAUCAUCUACGGAUGGACGGCUGAAAAAGGUGUUGGUGUCUACGCUCCUCUGAUUGGGCUUUUCGUUUAUGCAUUGGGACAAAUGUGGGCGUUUACACCUACAUCUGUUUACCUUGUCGACUCAAAACCGGGAUCAUCUGCAACCGCAGUUGGAGUAACAAACGCAGUACGAUCGAUUGUUGGUGCCGUCACUGCCGUAUUUUCAACGGAUGCUGUUGAUGCAUUAGGUCCUGGCAUCCUUUUUACCAUACUUGCCGCAAUAAACAUUGUUAAUUUUAUAUUUGUGCUUCUCACCUAUUAUUAUGGUGAAGCAUGGCGCACGAAUUUCGAAACAAAUGUUCUUCAUCGUCCUCCUUCUGAUAGUAAAGCCUUUACAGCCACUGACGACAUUGAAGCAGCUGCUGUGAAGGGGAACAGCAACAUCGCUUCAACCACUGCGGACGAGCAACAUAUGGGCGAUUUACAUUUGGCACGGAUCACAUCAAAGCAUAGUGCCGUCUAGAAGAACGCAUUAUAAAACUAUACCAAGGAAAUUAUCAUAUUCGCAGCAUCAUAUAACUCAUUCAUUACAUGUCACUUUUUUCUUAAGCAUAUAUGACUAUAACUAUACUUUACAUUUUUUCGACUGACUUU
Zychaea mexicana is the source of this 2061-nucleotide messenger RNA. RefSeq names its product major facilitator superfamily domain-containing protein. The transcript is spliced from 11 exons. The record is from RefSeq and is a predicted model, not a curated record. Gene Ontology annotation, molecular function: transmembrane transporter activity. Gene Ontology annotation, biological process: transmembrane transport. The coding region runs from base 158 to 1930 and encodes 590 amino acids. Lineage: Eukaryota; Fungi; Mucoromycota; Mucoromycetes; Mucorales; Lichtheimiaceae.